Molecule: messenger RNA, 7179 nt
Organism: Brienomyrus brachyistius
Lineage: Eukaryota; Metazoa; Chordata; Actinopteri; Osteoglossiformes; Mormyridae
Product: zinc finger protein PLAGL2-like
Exons: 5
Coding region: 472-2196 (574 amino acids)
Biological process (GO): regulation of transcription by RNA polymerase II
Cellular component (GO): nucleus
Source: RefSeq, a predicted model, not a curated record
GCUGCUGCAGCCAGACGAGAGCGAGACCCAGUCAGGCCCCGAAAAAAGAGAAAAAUAUUUUAAAAAUUGUAAAAAAUAAUAAAACUACAGAUCGAAAUAAAAGAAACAGUGGAAGGUGCUGUGGGGAUUUCCACGUCCAUCCAUCCAUUCAACCAUCCAUCCAUCCAUAUAUCCAACCAUCUUCUAACAUUUAUCCUGGCCAGUGAAGAUGCACAGCAAUACCAGCUACUCACCCCCAACUGAUGCUGUAGGCACCGGGUGAGAGGGGGGAAAUUCACAUUCACAAGAUACCUGCAGAUUCAAAGGUUUGCAGCUGAGGUACACCGUUGGCCCACUCGGCCCCUCUGAGCGCAACCCAGCCCCUCCCCCCCCCCCCCCCGACAUCCCGCACGCAGCUCCGGCACCACGCAAAGCCUGGAGGGCGGGGCGGCCCCAACCAUCACCCCAUGGCAACGGCACACUAGGGCUGCCAUGGCAGCAGGUGCCACCGAUGCCCCACGCCAGCAUACCGCACUGAGCCCGGAGCACGAGGAACGACGAGCCGCCGCCGCUGCCAAGCUUUUCCGAGGCAGACUGCCCCUGGGCAGAGAGAGCAAGAGCGAGAGAGAGAGAGAGGAGUGCGAGAGGCUGCGGGAGGGCCGCUUGGGCAGGAGCCAGUGCCCGGUGUGUGGGGCUCUCUUCGGCUCGCACGACCAGCUCCGCCUUCACGCCUUCUGCCAUACUGGAGAGAAGCCCUUCCGCUGCUUCCAGCCAAACUGUGGAAAGGCCUUUGUCUCCAAAUACAAACUGUUCAGGCAUAUGGCCACACAUUCUCCACAGAAGACCCACCAGUGCUCAUUCUGUGAUAAGAUGUUUCACCGAAAAGAUCACCUGAAGAACCACCUGCAGACCCACGACCCGAACAAGGAGGCCUUCAGGUGCGAGGAGUGCGGCAAGAACUACAACACCAAGCUGGGCUACAAGCGUCACGUGGCCAUGCAUGCGGCGACCAGCGGAGAUCUCACCUGCAAGGUGUGCCUGCAGAGCUAUGAGAGCACCCCCGUGCUGCUGGAGCACCUCAAGAGUCACUCGGGCAAGUCGUCCGGCGGCACCAAGGAAAAGAAGCACCCCUGCGACCACUGCGACCGCCGCUUCUACACACGCAAGGACGUCCGCCGCCACAUGGUGGUCCACACGGGCCGUAAGGACUUCCUGUGCCAAUACUGUGCCCAGCGCUUUGGCCGGAAGGACCACUUGACACGACAUGUGAAGAAGAGCCACUCGCAGGAGCUGCUGAAGAUCAAGGCCGAGCCGCCUGACCUGCUCGGCCUUCUGGGCUCUGGGUCGCCCCCAUGUGCCGUCAAGGAAGAGCUCAGUCCCAUGGUGUGCAUGGGUUCCUCUAAGGACUCCAUGCUGAGCAAGCCCUUCCCUGGAGCAUUCCCCAUGGGCAUGUACAAUCCACACCUGCAGGCCAUGUCCAAUUCUGGGCCUCCUCACCACUCCCUGGUGUCGGGUCCUCUGUCCACCCCCAUGGGGAUGGGCUGCCACAUGGAGUCCCCCUCCCCUCUUCACCACCAUCAUCACCACCAUCACCACCAUCACCACCAUCACCAUGCUUCCCCCUCGUCCCAGCAGCAGCAACAGCAGCAGCAGCAACAGCAUCCACAGCCACCCCUUCCUAAGUACCAGCUUGGAUCUACCUCAUAUCUACUGGAGAAGCCCCUGAAGGUGGAGAUGGAGAGCUUCCUGAUGGAUCUGCAGAGUGGGCUGCCCGUGCCCCCGCAGGCUGACGCCCUUGGCAGCUCCCCAGCUAAAGAGGGUCUCGAGCACCAGCAGGUGCUGCCAGAUGAUCUCAGUGGGGAGCACCUCCUGUCCAAAAGCCCGGCUGUCAUCGCAGAGUCUGUGUGUGCUGCUAACAUGGACUUCUCCCACCUGCUGGGCUUCCUGCCACUCAACCUGCCCCCAUACAAUCCUCCCAUGAGCGCUGGCGGCCUGGUCAUGGGCUACUCCUCCUCAACCUCAUCGUCCUCCUCCUCGUCAUCCUCCCACAUGACCGAUCCUCACGCUCCACCACAUACCUCUUUGCAACCGCAACCUCAGGAGUCACAGGGCUCCGGCGGGGGCCUCAGCCUGGGGCCCCUGCACUCACUCCCUCCAGUGUUCAGCACCAGCCUCAGUGCCACCACUCUCCCUCGCUUUCACCAAGCCUUCCAGUGAGGGCCACACCUCCCUGGGGUCAGGGGUCGAAACACUUGAACACUUAGAAGCCUUAAUUUAAGCGCACAAAUGCUUAUGAUUGAGCCCAGAGAAAGCUAAACUAGAUGUAAAGAACUUAAACGCAAAUCGCUUUGAUUUAGGCUUCCUCUCUACUGUUUGGUUGCCAGUCUGUUAAUCCUUAUCAUCCAACUUCAUUCAAACACUCACUUACCCCUCCCAUAUAUAUGUCAUAAUUGAUUGGCAUAAUCAGUGAAUCAGUAGUCAUGAUACUACAAGUCUGUUUACUAGAUAAUAAUAAAGAGAGGAAAGAAAGCUCAAACAUUUUCUGUCCAGGAAAUAGUUUUAACUGCAUUAAGAUUAUUAUACUUUUCCAAAUAUGAAAUCAAAACAGCUGGAUUGUAUCCCUUCCACCUCUGUCCGUGUCCACAUCUGGUUGUAGUUAUCAUGAACCUAAAGAGGCUUUCCAGAGAGGCGUGAAAAAUUAGUGAAGGAAUGAAGUAACGACGUCAAGGCAAGCUAUCUCACCACAGAACGUGCUUUGCAAACUUUAACUUUGCUUAAUCCGAGCAACAUUUGCUCCUAUGUACUCGAACAUAACGCCCGUUUAUUCUUUAAACCAAAUAACUGUAAGGAAAUAUCACUUUUAAAGCAGUUUUGGAACUGAUGAAAUAAAAUCAGGUACCAUGAGCUGUCCUCUGUGGGGCUGUGUAGACCUCUUAACUGUGAGAAAUAGCUAAACUUAGAUGCUACCGAACACAGCAGGAGUGCCUGUAUAUACACUUUUCUCAGGCCAGUGUGACAACAGGUUGACAACAAGAGUAAUUUUGUUCAUACAGUGAACUCUGGGGUGGUUUCACUCCUAACGGUGCUGCACUGAAUUGGAAAUGAUAGACAGACCUGAAAGCAGCGUUUACAGGUGUAAGAAAAUCUAAAUGCACUGCAAGUAAGCUUGUGUAAAUAUAGCAGAUCUCUCUGCUGUUUCAUGUAGCGCAAAUCCAAGUAAUAGACAGGAUGUGAAACUGUGAGUUUUGUUCUUGUAAAAAGAAGCACUUUUACAUAAAGGAGGCACUUCGACUGCUUGAAUUGGAUGAGAACCGCAGAACUCGUGUGACUCUGCCAAUUAUGCCGCUCAACGUGAAACAUCUGGUUUAUAUACAAAAAAAAACCCAACCGACCAAAUAAACACACCCAAAAAGACACUGUUAGAGCUGCUCUCACACACAGCAACAAGCUUCAAGGAAGGUUUUAAUCGCCAGUCUUCCUUCCAGCACUAAUUUUUGAAAAACAGAUUUUUUUUAACAGUAUCGAUGUUAACAGACCUCACUUCAUGAACCCCCCCCCCUCGUAAAUUAAUGUUUCUUUUUCAGAUAAAAGCAAAUGUUUUACGCAGUUUUUAGAUGCUCAUGGUAAUAAUAACCCUGACAUAUGUGAAUAGUAAAGAUAAUGAUGACAAUUAUGACAUUUUUGCAGUGUACGGAAUUAGACGAUGAAAAAUAUCUCUCUCUCUCACUCUCUCUCUCUCUCUAUAUAUAUAUAUAUAUAUAAAUAUAUAUAUUUACACAUUAUGAUUGCUUUUCAAUAAAAGGUAAAUUAGGUAGAUUUAUUAAGAAAUUGCUGAUAUUUUUAAAUGUCUGGCAGGUUUACAUUUCAUGUCUUGCAUUAUAUUGAUCAAAAACAGAUGAAGUAUUAGCUUUCUUUAUUAGCCUUGGUUUUGUCCUGUAGCUGUUCAUAUGUGUAUGAGCUAAAAUAGAGUUUUGGAUUAUAGGUUGACAAAUACAACAUAGUGGAAUAAUAAAUUAGGAUGGACUCAGCAAAACGAUGGAAAUAAUGACCUAAGUGUCAGAAUCUCUUUAUUCCCCAUUCACUGACAACUUGGACACAUUGGCCAACUGACACAGGUUGUUGGUUAAUGUUUUCUAAAUGCUUCCUUUCUUAUUUUAAGCAACGUAGCCCCCCCCCCCCCCCCCCCCCCCCCGACAUAUACAGCCCUCUAAUAAGUAAAGACAACACAAGAUGUUAAUUUUCUUUAGCAGAUUUGUUGACGUGCCAGACUAGGAACCACUGUUAUUUGCUUUGUUCAUACAUUUACUCAAGACUCAAAUGUCAGUCGUGCCUGUAAUUAUAUGGGACCGAAGAAGCUGGCUUAUGACGGAACUGCUGCCUCUCCGUUGGUGUCACGGCAGCACAUUUGUCCCCAGUCAGGUGACGUCCCUCAUAUCCCACCACAAAAAAAAAAAAAAUCUGUUGCUGCUUUUCUCUAUGGUUGUCAUUAACUGUAGACCACUAUUAAAAAAUAAUUAAAAAAAAGGACUUUCAGUCUUGUGGAAACCAGGCUGAAAUGUGCACGUCUCUGUAUCUCACAUUGCUUGGUAUCCAUUAAGUAGCUGCUUCGUAGGUUCAAAGAAAAGAGCAAAGAGACAUUGACCUGGUCUUUGACAUUCAAAGCAUGAGACGCCUCAUAGGAAUAUUGCUUUCUUUAUUUUAUUUCAUUUUUGUUUGUUGUAUUAUAUAUUUUUUAUUUUACUGUUUGUUGCAACAGGACCUCGUAAUAACACAACGCAUCACCUCAUUAAUUUGUUUCUUACCAAAAACCUGGGGAGAAGAAACUACAAUUUGCACAAUCGCUUAUUUAAGUAAUUCAGCGAGCAUUUGGUCUUGUGAUCAAAUGUAUUUUGUAAUUCGGCAAAAAAAAAAAAAAAAAACACCAUUCAACGUGCGCCAAAAGUGUUGUUCAUAAGCAUAUCUGUACUUGGUCUUAAGCAAUAUUUGAAAUACAGUGUAAUCACCUGAAACUGGAAAGUCUUUUUGUAAUUGAAAAUGAAACCCAGGAAACUCAUUCCGUUAUCUAUCAGCUCCGAAAUACUUAGUGGUCAUAUUUUUGACUGCAAAUGUACAUAUUUGUAGUGUGAGUUCGGAGAUCAGAAUACAAGAUCCCUGACACACUGAGAGAUUGCAGAGAUACUUGAUUGCAGAAAACAGCGGGCAUUUCACCUGCUUUCGUGUGCGUUGUUUACCUGACCAAAAAGAUCCACUGGGGCUUCACUUUCAAAAUUAUUUGUUGAUCAGAAAAUCCGGAGUUAGUACUUCUAUCCUGAAUGAUACUACGAUUCAGGUGAAAAAAAAAUAUAUAUAUAUAUUUCUUCCCUAUUGACAAUGCUGCCCUGAAAUAAUAUAAUGGAUUAAACAUGAUUAAAGAUAACGUAAGAGAAUAGUCACGAGAUCAAAUUAUUUUAUUUGAAUGGUUUGUACUUAUUUUGAGUCAAAUAUAGUGCAGUAUUUUUUUUUAAGAAUAUUUAUUUAAGAAAACAAAGCUGUUAUGUCGUUGGUCAGUUUUUCCUCCCUGGGUUUCUGUGAGCUUAUCUGAAUCUUAGCACUUUCAAACAUUUAAAAAGAGUAUUUGUUUUUCUUAUAAAAUUCAAUCGUGUUUAUGUUUUAAAUAGUGUAAUUGAUUUUGUUUAUGUAAUUGCCAUUAGUUUGUGUAGAUUGAAUUAAUCUUUGUAUGUUUUAAGAAUAACAGUAUUUUGAUAGACCUCACUAAUAUUUUUAUUUGUUUCCCAGGCACCUCACCCCACCCCCGGAACAGAGAACAAAGUUUCUCUGAAUUAAUCAUCAGAGCUCUAAUAGUCCAUAGCAUGUUAGUGCCGCAAAAAUUCGUGAUGUUACCCCAACAUCAUCUUCCAAGAAACACUUCUUUUAAAAUGGCUCAUUCGAUUGGCAGAAUACGUAAUCUGCCAUUAAAAAACACCCCAAGAAUCAUGUUUACAGAAAUAUGCCUCCUCAAGUAUAAGAAGAGUAUUUUUUGAUUUACAGAUAAAUAUUUAAAAAACAUUGCGGGGUAAUUCCCACCCUCAUUGACGUCUUUGGUAAGGAGCGUAACACUGAAUGGAGGUGCAUUUUUGUUGUACAGCUCAACACUGAAAGCAAAACUUUCACAAAUUUCAGUUUAUAUUUUGUUCACUCUGCCCAUCAUAAAAAAACAACCUUCAGUAAUAAAAACUACCUUGACACCCCUGCAGCCUUCAGUGAUGUCCAGAUGGGACAGAAUUAUGAAAAACUUGAGACUGGAGGAGGUGUUAUAAGUAGCAUAAAGAAGUGUUUCUUUGCCUGUCAUAUUGAUAGGUCAAAGUUUUUAAGUGGAGGGGGUCCUAUCCCUGUACUCCCACAGCACUGAAUUCAGUGGCAGCGUAAAACUUAGUCAAUCUGCAGAAGCUUGUACAUUUCCGUCAUGGUGCUGCAAGGGGACUGUAGAUUCAGGGCUGAUCCGUUACACUGUGUAGCCACUAGGUGUCCCCUCGCAACUCAGGCUAAACUUGGUGCAAACACCGCGCGUGUCGAACUCUCACCUGCCCUGAGCUCUUGCGUGUCUUCUGGGGGCAUGAAGCACCUCUGCAUCUAUUACCUGUGGCAGUUCUGCUCAGUUUCAAGUCACUGUGCCUUCUAGGCCUGCACUUAUCUCCUCAGUUUUCAGCAAGCUAGUAGGUGCAAACUUAAGGGAAUAAUUAGUAUGUGCGUCUGAGGAAGAAUUAAUGGAAGAAAUUCAUUUUCGCUUUACUGAGAAGCUGGGUACUGUCAGGAAAAAAAAAAUCCAUUAGUAGUUUUAUAUAUUUUUAGCAAAAUGUAAGUCUUGCAUUCCAAGCCUUGUAUGUAUCUUUAGCAACAUAGCCUUUUACUUUUAGUGUCCUCCUUAUUACUGCCACCGCUGGACAAAAGUGAAAAACAGAUUAAUAUUUGCAUUCAUCCUACACUAUUUUUUUUUUUAUAGCAUGAAGUUUAUCAAGUACAGGGAGAAUUGUGCAAAAGUGCUUUGGUGACGUCUGCUUUUUGUUACAGUUCACAUGCAAUCAGUUGCUGCAAUGUAAAAUGACAGAUUUGUAUAUUGGUUAAUCCAAAGAAAAGACCUUACAACAAACCUAUUUACUUAUUGUACAGUGCAUUGUACCUUUGACUUGUGUUGUUAAUGAUUAAAAGAGAACUACGGUUUCA